AGCAACCGGACCUGGCGAAUUUUUGAGCUUCCGGUUAGCUCUGGCUCGUGAUGUCCCUUUUGCAAUCAUGAAACUAGUUUACCUUGCCUGGUUGCCUGGACGUUUCCGAAGACACAGAAGACUUCUCAAGCUUCUGGUAAUGAUACUGUCCUGUUGUUCAAUCUCCUAUUUUGCUUGUAUUUCAUUCAAGAAGAACAAUGUUAACUUAACAUGUGAAUGUGGUGGAAAUUUCACCGACGAGAAACAAAAAACCAGCGAUACACGGGAAGUUCAACUAACAGUGAAAAAUUGCUCUCGCGGAUAUGAAACUGAAAAGGUACAAAAAUCUACCGCUCCUUUCAAAAAUCUACCGCUCCCAUUGAAGAAGAACAAUGUCAUCUUCACAAGUGAAUCAGGUGGAAAUUUCACCGACGUAGUACACAAACCCACCGCUCCACGUGAAGAUGAAAGAAAAGGUCGACUAACAGUUUCCAUCUGGCGAGAUUUGUGCGGCGACAAAGUGAAAGUGCUGAGAAGCUCGCCAUUUUAUCCUAGUUUCCCCAACGAAAAGCUAAUUCGUGAUAUUCCCGGGUUUCAAAUCGUAGACAACAAAGCUGGAUACGGUCAAACGAUAGCUGGUUUCUUAAACCCAGCGACGAGUGGAUCAUAUCGCUUUGCGAUAGCCUCCGAUGAUUCAUCAGAGUUGUGGCUUAGUCCAAGCGAAAAUUCCAAUGAGAAACAGUUAAUUGCCAGUGUCUUUGUCGAGGGCGCUACAGGUUGGACAAAGAAGAAUGAGCUGAGUAAAUACCCUAGUCAAAUUUCGAAAGAUAUAAAGCUUCACACCGGAAGUCGAUAUUACAUCGAAGUCAUUCAUAAACAAGGCGAAGGCGACGGAUUUGUGCAAGUUUUUUGGUCAAAUCCUGGUGUCACAGAUUUUAAACUGAUCAGCUCUGAAUACCUAUCGUCUUGUUCAAUUUCCUCAAAACAGGAUGCCAUGAACCAACUACUUGCUAAGCGUCUUGCAAUCUCACAGACAGCGUGGAAAAAAUACUCGAGCUUUACCACCAUUCCAUUGAUCGGCGAAGGACACUAUCUUCCACAUUGCGCGUACAAGUCUAGCUUUAUUCCCAAAGACAAAAUUGACAAAAGACACGGGCUUUCUUUAGUUUCUCUAUCCAGCGUGUUCCCACAAGAUGAUACUUUUAUGGGAAGUAAAGGAAAUGUGUGGUCCUGGAGUAACAGAGUCGCUGAUAGAGAAAUAGUACAAUCAGUGGUGGACAAGAUGAUCGCUUCCCUUAACGAGAAAACUGCCAAGUAAGUAAGAGUUUUUAAGGUUGCCAUAGACCUUCAGCGGUGUCUUUCAGAAACCUUUCGUCCUCGCGUGGCUUGUAACAAACUGUGUAUCACCGUAAAGCUAAUCAAACGAAGAAAAUACAGUGGUUGCUAACGAGAGCUUAGACCAUAUUGGGACAAAAUUUUACCUCAUUACAAUAUGGCAACUGCAGAGACU
Messenger RNA from Orbicella faveolata, 1489 nucleotides. Its product is annotated as beta-1,4-N-acetylgalactosaminyltransferase 3-like. Gene Ontology annotation, molecular function: acetylgalactosaminyltransferase activity. The record is from RefSeq and is a predicted model, not a curated record. NCBI's taxonomy places the organism in Eukaryota, Metazoa, Cnidaria, Anthozoa, Scleractinia, Merulinidae. Gene Ontology annotation, cellular component: Golgi cisterna membrane.